Messenger RNA from Wasmannia auropunctata (little fire ant), 3430 nucleotides. RefSeq lists its product as uncharacterized. The transcript is spliced from 4 exons. NCBI's taxonomy places the organism in Eukaryota, Metazoa, Arthropoda, Insecta, Hymenoptera, Formicidae. The record is from RefSeq and is a predicted model, not a curated record. The coding region runs from base 340 to 3354 and encodes 1004 amino acids.
AUCGAUGUAUCGAGUGACAAAAAUAACGUCCAUGAAAACUUCACAUAAUAAAACAAAUGACAGUUUGGCCGGUGUUUGGCGCCUAAAGUUAGGCUAGGCGUCUCUGAAUUCGCUUACGUCAAAUUACGGGAUCACAGUAUUCACAGUGCACACAAUGUAAUCGUAUCAUAAGUUGACUUUUUCGUCAUUUCCAAAGAGUGCCCGUACAGAUUUAUACACCGUGUGUCUCCUCAUGAUACAGCAAAUCCUUCCACGAGUAUCUACGCGCGAUAGAGUCCUUCUGUUUUAGGAUCGAAGCCUCUAAGUACAACCUCAGUGAACUUGUAAACAUACAGAAAUAUGCCGAAAGUGCCGAGGAAACUCGCGAGAGCCACGUCACAAUCGGCCAAAGCGCCCGUUCAGCCGCACUUCGCCAUCCCUACGCAAUCCUCGUUGAUGAAAGAGCGGACGCGCCCGACGAAAUCGUCAUCGAUGGAGGAUGCGAGCGAGUCGAAGAAAUCGCAGGGAGGCGGCAUUCUCAAAUUGAACAGAAUCCACAGGAAACGGAACGGCGUCACGAAGCAGAGCAGGGGUAUGCAGAUGCUGAUAAUGGUACUCAAACAAAAUCAACGGGACCGUCGUACGACCGUUUAUCUCCCCGGUGGCGAUCUGGCGGGAACGACCUGUCAGCUGGACAGCACGCUCAUUUCGCUUAAGAGCGACUUGAUCAAGGACGUGUCCUGCGAUCUGAAAAAAAUUAGCGCCGGUAGUCCAGCGAAAGUGGCGACUCGCCGUGGCGGAUCGACGUCGAGAGUCGUCAGCGAGUCGUCGUCCUUCCGCGCCGAAGAUUCGCACGUUUCUCCCCAGGACGGAAGCGCGAACUGCGCGGGAAAAGAUAACUCUGAGAACAUCCCCGUCCCCUCCGAGAAGCGUACGUUGGUAAACGUUACGUAUCAGCUUCGUUCGAUCGGAUUGCGUUCGAUCGACGAGGAUGUGCCCGCGGAUCCGCGUUGCGAGGUCGAUCAGGACCUCUGCCAUCCGACGGAAACCGAAGAGAAACCGGACGAUCCUCCGAACAGAGAUCGCUCCGAGAUCGAGGCGCGAGUACACCCGCCGCGGGAUUUGGACGUCGCGACGAGUGGCGAACGCACUUUGACGUACGGAAAAGCCGAGGGCGAACACGCCGACGUCGACCGCGCGUGUCACGCCGACUCGCAAGGUCCCCAGAGCGCGAGAUUAACGAAGCACGUUGGUAAUCCGAGAAACAAUUCGGCGAACGACAGGCCGAUUGUGAGCGGUGCGACUGUCCGGAAGAGGGCUGUUCUUCAAAGGAAUCUUGCUUCCAAUCAGCGAGUCUGGAGGCCACCCGGCGCCCCGAAAACGUGGGUUACGGAAAGCGCAACGUCUUUGCGACCGAUAUCGCAGAAGUUGUCUCAAUCCGAAAAAUCCACCGCCUCGACGAAGAGCAAACACUCGUCGACUGAACGCAUCGAAUCCUUCAGCAGUGAUUCUACGGGUAUUUCUACGGGCUCGUCGGCAAAUCAGUCCAAGAUGCCGAUGAAAGAGAACAGAGACCCUCAGGCGAAUCGCAUGACUAAAGUCUACGAGCAUCUCGCGGCAGUGAAACAGCGGCAGAGGCUGCAAAGCGGAGGGACGCCGAAGAAGAAAAGAUCGCGAACAAAGAUCGGUCCAGCUUUAGUUAAACGCGACGACACGAAAUCUCUGUCGAAAUCGAAAUUGCCGCGAUAUUGUCAAGCGCGAUCGGUCACGCCGAAGAAAUCAUUGAGGAAUUUGAACAACGUCGGACAGCGUCCGACCAAGUCCGUCACGAUUUACAACAGAUCGAAAACUUUGGAGGUAAUCCACACUAUGAAAAAUAUCGGCAGCGUAAGAAAGGACGAAGACGCGGAGAAAAAUGUGAAGGGUGACGACUUCCGUCGCGAGAAAAAAAACGACAGCGAGAUCCAAACGUCGUCGAACAGCGACACUUCGCAGAUUAGCGAGCUACGUGUUCCGACGAAAGACACAAACUUGGAUGAGGCGGAUCGACCUUCCCAGAGAUCGAUAAGCACGCAGACGGAAUUGGAUUCUCCUUCCGCUUGCCACGAAAUUGACGCCGAGCGGGACCAAGAUCUAAAGAAAAUUUUUAAACUGGAGACUCGAAUUGUCGCAACGCAAACGUCGCCAAUUUCCAGCAGAAAUGCAGUUGAAAUUGGAUGCAACACUUCUGUCGUUUAUAAUGAUGCAGAGGUUUCCUGCGAUCUCAUAGGCUCCACAAACUUGAAGGAAGUUGAUCCAACCGUGAUUGAAGAUAAAUCGAUGUUGAAUGUCGAUAGUAACGAAAAUAAAGGACUUCUGCUUAGCGAGUGCAAAGAGACAUUAAAUGCGGAGACGAGCUUAAAAUUAGAAAAUUGUGAUAGCGCGAAAAAUUCGGCAAAAGCGACAAACGAUGCUGCUAGAGAGAUAGAGAAGAUUACGCUUGAAAAUGCUUGCCAAAUUUCUCAGAACAGCAUCGAUAUCGAUCAAAAUCAGAAAUCCGCAAAGUGCUCCAGUGUAAAUAAAACUUCAGUAAAUAGUCUAUUUUUAGAAAGAUCUCGAUCGUCGAUCUACGAUGCAUCUUGCUUUUCCGAAGAAAUCGUGGAGCGUCCCGAAAAUGACGUCCGAUGCGAAGAUAUGGUCACGUCGGAAUUGAAGGUGGAGGAUAUACCGAGCGACGUGGUCGUGGCUUUCGAGCUCGCGGCGGAGCGCGCGCGCAAUCUUCACGAAGCGGUCAUUAUAUACCACAAAAAUUUAAUGUCGAGGGAAUCGGGGAAGCGAAAUGAGGAGAAGAUUACGGUCGAAGAUUGCGAGACGUCCGAGUUCCGCGACGAGAAUUCACUCGUAAAUCGCGAAAAUAUAAAUAAAAUAAAAACCGAAUUGGAAGCGAUGUGUCAUCUGAUGAAUAACGAAGAUUUCGGCGGAUUUUCAACGUGCUCGUCGCGCGGCAGUAGCUCCGACCAGAGAUGCGGAUCGGAAUUUUCGAGAUCGUCGAGGAACGAUCGUUUUGGGGUAAGGCGAGAAGAGAGCGUUGUUCUCUCAGAAAACGAGCGAGCGAGAUCGAACCUAAACGAACGCUCCGAUCUCGAAGAUGUGAAAUCGUUGAUGCAACUGGUGCAUCGCUCGGAAGAGGAUUAUGCGCUCGAAUUGUUAGAAUCGGAGAAAGAUGAAAGUUUUGAUACGGAAAGAAAUAAUUAUAAAACUUUGGCACUUCCCGCAGCAGUUGAUAGAGAUUCUUUUAUAUCGCGCGAGAAUAUGUUUCCUUUUAUUUGUUGCAUUGUUUGCACUGUAAUAUUUUGGUUUUUGCAAUUUUCGUUCCGAUGCGACUCGAAGAAGUAACCUUGUGUAAUUUACAUUUUUAUAUAUUCAGACACCGUAUAAUAUUGAUUUCGUUAAUAUUUCACUUAAAUGUUUU